AUGGUUUUGGAUUUUAUUCUUUGGACUCUAAGUGACAACUUGAUCAUGAAAAAUGGUGGUAUCAGAUUAACGAUGGCACUGUUAUGGUAUGUUUUGGCAUGUGCGCUAUCGGUUGCGCAGGCGCAGUCUAACUAUGGAUCACAGGCAAACAACAUCGAGUACCAGGGGGAUGGAUUACCGGAGCAGACUAUUUUAGAUGGAAAGGUCACAAAACUAGAUGAUUUGAGUCCUGUAAUCUUCUUGAAUAGAACGAGAGCAACUUUGAAUUGCGCUGCAGGCUCUAUGCAGAUCGAACUAAAAUUCAACGAGAAGUUCUACGGUAUCGCGUACGCGGAUUUCGAUCGUCAUUCAGCGUGCCAGGUUGCUGGCAAGGGCGCUACGUCCUACAAACUAGAGCUACCUUUGAAGGGAUGCGGUACCAAACAGGACCCACUCAGAGUGUUCACCAACAACAUAGUGGUGCGGUUCCAUCCAGGUCUCGAAAUGGAUGGAGACGAGGUCAUCACCAUCGUGUGCCGUUAUCCGCCACCCAUCGUGCCAGUCUUCAACCCCCUCAUUUACACGCCAGAAGCUAAAGGACCGCUCCCUGCAAAGGCUCCUCUAGCUGGUACCCACAUCCUCAUGAUCAUCUGUGCCAUUCUCUUUCUCACCCUUCUGCUGCUCGGUCUGGGAGUCUCCUACCUGUGCUUGAGGAGACGAGCACUGCCAGCGCCGAGAAGACUCAUCGAUGACUCUUCUGCUUCCAUCAUCAGUAGAGAGAGUAUUCAAGAGGUGAAGAUCCCCCGAGCGCACCCUGUUUACCCAGUAACAGCGGAGAGUGCUAGCGUAGCGUCCGAUACGAUCCCCUCUGACUACCCCUCGGAGACGCCCAGCGAGGCCGAGCAGGUGCACGUCAACCAAGGCUUCAUGAUCGACGAGUAUCAGAGUGAGGGCGCGCCGGCCUUCGACGUACGUGUGCGCGUACAGCGACCGCCUGCUCCACCUUCUCCUGUCUCCACCAUUACUACCACUGAGGUUGAUGGCGGUAGUAUGAGACAAACGACAAUGUUAGACGAACAUGAGCGACAAGAAUCAGUACGAACAGUAUCGCCAGGCGCGUUGCCGCUGCCUGCGAGAGCGGCGCACGCUGUGCCACCGGAGAGGCCGCCGCGACCGCCAGUACUAUACUCCGAGGUUAACAGAGAUCGACAGAAACCGCCUCCACCACCUCCGGUGAUGAAGGAACGUCUAGAGACUGAGGAACAUGAAAUGCUAAUGGAGAGUCUGGAACCCAUGUCUGAAACACCUAUCGUACCUGCUAGGAAACCCGAAAUAACCUCCCACGUGGUAGACGACGUGUUCCUCCGAACGAUAACCGAGAAAAAAACGAUCGAAGACAUCGAGCGCCACAAGCGGCUGGUGACGGAGUACCGGCAGGUGCCCGCGCCGCCGCCGCAGUUCGACGUCACCAUCCGCAACCACACGCUGCCGGACGCGCAGUGGGAGGACUUCUCCGACAUCAGCAGCGCCUCCGGCAUGACGCUGACGCCCAAGAUGGAGAGAGUGCCCAUGUCGCUGCCGCCUCAGAAGUUUAUUGGUAAAGGUGGCCCAGACCUUUUCUCGCCCGAGCUGAUCAAGCAGACAGGUGCGGUGUACCCACCACCAUCCUCUCCUGAUCUACCCCUGUUACCCGAGCUUCCACCCGCCCGCAACCCCCUGUACCGGGAAGAAGAUGAUGAGGAUGUGGCAGAACCGACUCCAGCUCCACCGGUGCCUCCGAACUGGAAUGUACUCACAAGGGUGCUGAGGACUGAAGCACAAGAUGAAGUGCUGAUGGACACAGAGCGCUCGUACCGCCUGACCCGCGAGGAGCGCCUGCGCUGGCGCGAGUUGAUCGCGCACGAGAGCACGCUGCGGCGCGAGCUGGCGCGCUCCUCCACUCGCGAGGACUUCACGCGAGUCGCGCACGAUCAUCGCUUCGCGCCGCUGUAUGCUCCGCCUAAGUGGGAGGUCAUCAUACGCAUUCUGGCUCCCCCUCCGGAUAAGCCUAAGAACCGAUACCGCAAGAAGUCCGAGUGGGAGUCCCGCUCGCGCCGCAGCUCGCUGCCCACGCUGUACGAGUACGACAGCGACGCCACCUCGCUGCGCGACCCGCAGCGCUCGCGCCGCUCCUCCUACCGCAGCGACCACGUCGACAUGAGGUCGAUGUCAGAAAUGAUGGUGGACUACGCGCGCGAACAAGCGGACACGCACUCGGAAGUGUCCGCGGGCACGCUGCUUGGCAGAUAUUACGACGAUGACACCGACUCCGAACAUCAAUAUCAUCAAAAUCCAUCAUGGCGUCACUCGUUGCACCGCUCAGUGAGCCAUCCAUCUCUGGCGCGCUCUGCUACCGAGCUGACGGAGCAGUGGACUGCGCCAGACGGUGACGUCACGCCCACACCAGGUCGGCGGAUCAGAGGAAACCAAGGUGUUACCACUUUUACAUCGUCUGAAGUUCAUACAUUCCAAGCGUCAAGGGAAUGGCGGGAAUAGCAUCAAUGUUUAAAAAGGUUCUAGUAAAAAAAAAAAAAAAAAAUUGACCGCAAAGUUAGAUAAUUCUAAGAAAUACCAGAUAGUGUAGAAAUUUCAUGUCAGCUGAUGGGAAUUUUUGAAAUUGUCUAUUGACUCUAACAAGCGAUAUAUAUGAUAUAAUACAAUUUUUAAGUAAAGAAAAUUGUGACGUCAUCGUAUUGACGAAUACGAUGUAUUGCUGUCUCUUUUACUCUAAAGACUGUCAACUGAUUUUGGCAUGUGUAUGUUGUGUUAUAUCGUAAUAUAGUCGUAUAAUGACACAGUGGAUGAUUGCUGUUUUAAUAUUUAAACAUGUUGCUAAUAUGGAAAGUUUCUAAGUAAAAGUAACAUAAGAUUUGAAAAGCCAAUUAAAGUUAAUACUCGUAUAACAAAAAGAAGUAUAUGAUGCACAAUUUAUAAUUUGGGGCUUAUAAGUCUAGCGGUUUUGUUUGAAAACUGUUUAGUCAAUUUUCUAGAAACUUCAAGAAUUUUUAUAUACUUAGAAACUUCUUAUAUGUAGUGUCCAUUAUAUAAAGGGUAAAUAGAAAUGAUUUUGGAAACGCAUAUAGUACUUUUCUACAUCCUGGUACAUAAUUUUCGUCCCUCUGAAAACAUUAUGAUGUAAUACAUAUCUAAUUAUUUUGCAAUAAAUCACUGCCCUUUAAAAUUAUCACAUAUUGAGUUGUUUUCAUACUAUUUAAUUUGCAAAAUAACUUAAAUUUUAUAAUAAAAA
Molecule: messenger RNA, 3265 nt
Organism: Melitaea cinxia (Glanville fritillary)
Lineage: Eukaryota; Metazoa; Arthropoda; Insecta; Lepidoptera; Nymphalidae
Gene: pot
Exons: 17
Coding region: 1-2514 (837 amino acids)
Source: RefSeq, a predicted model, not a curated record